This is a messenger RNA of Olea europaea var. sylvestris, 1695 nucleotides long. RefSeq lists its product as uncharacterized. Gene Ontology annotation, biological process: proteolysis. Gene Ontology annotation, molecular function: aspartic-type endopeptidase activity. Lineage: Eukaryota; Viridiplantae; Streptophyta; Magnoliopsida; Lamiales; Oleaceae. The record is from RefSeq and is a predicted model, not a curated record. The transcript has a single exon. The coding region runs from base 612 to 1688 and encodes 358 amino acids.
UACUAAUCAUCUUAUUGGUGCGGCAUCAGAUCUCCUCAAAGAAGCGAUCAGAUCGCAGUUUUCCCCCAAAAAAGUUCGAGUAUCGAGCUCGACGAGCACUUCGAGACCUGAAACAUACAGGCUCUAUCAGAGAGUAUGUAAAAGCUUUUCAAGGCAUAUGCUGAAUAUUCGAGAUAUGUCGGAAAAUGAUAAGCUCUUCACCUUUAUGGAAGGGUUGAAACCGUGGACACGCACGGAACUUCAGAGACAGAAGGUUACUGAUUUGAGCACGGCUAUGGGAGCAACCGAAUGUUUGCGAUUGCUAAACGGAAUCCAGAAAAGAUCGACCUUCGAGGAGUAAUCAAGCAAUUGGAGGUGGUAACAGACCUUACAGACCCAGCUCGAACCCAAAUGGGGGAAAGCAUUACUCUCAGAAUAAGAGAGGAGCCUAUCAAAGCACCCGUAGUUUUCAGAGAAAUUAUCAUAAUAGCCGUCAAGAAAAUUAUAACGGCAGCAACAGUAACAACUGGAACAAAGGAAAAGCAAUGGAGGGCUGAACUGAUGCCACUCCCAAAUUGAUGUGAUUUUUAUGCGAAGGACCUCAUAGGGUGUCAGAGUGUCCUCAGAAACGGAUGGUGAAUGCAUAUUGUCAGCUAGCAAGUGGCGGGUCAAAUUCAAAGCAAGAGGCCCCACAAGCUAGUUGUCCUGGUGAGAUCGACUCCGAAGAGGAUGAAUACGUAGUUGGGGCAUUUUCACAUCGGUGCAACACACUAUCGCAUCGGGUUGCUAAAAAGGAUGAUGUCCCCUUGAAAGAGGCAAGGAUGGAAGAAGCGAAGGUUCGAAUUUGUAGGGCCAAAGGCUUAAUGUACAUUGAUGUGAAGAUUAAUGGGAAGUCAAUCAGGGCUAUGGUGGAUAGUGGUGCUACCCACAACUACCUUGCAUGUACCGAAAUAGAGCGACUCGGACUUGUUCCGGAAAAGGGUAGUGGAAAAGUUAAAGCAGCCAACUCCAUUGCUCAACAAAUAGCUGGAGUGGCGAAAUCAAUGUUGAUCAAAGCAGGUCCCUUCGAGGGAAGGACAAAUUUAUUUGUAGUUCAGAUGGAUGAUUUCAAGCUUAUUCUAGGAUUGGAAUUUUUUCAGGAUACUAAGACAGCAGUGUUGCCGUAUUCCAAUUCGUUAAUGAUAAUGGGUAAUAAGUUGUGUGUCAUCCCCACACAAGUUUGGAGGAUGGGCGAGAAGAGUAUCUCAGCCAUGCAAUUUAGUAAAGGUUUCAGUAAAAAUGAACCUUCUUUUUUGUGCACUCUUCGAUUAGAGGAGAUCGAAGAGGCAACUGGUCCUAUUCCAAAACCCGUUAAAAGACUUAUUCGAGAAUUUGAAUACAUCACGCCUGACGAAUUACCAAAGAAAUUACCACCAAGAAGGACGAUUGAUCAUGGAAUUGAACUUAUUUCAGGUGCCAAACCUCCUGCCAGGGCACCAUACCGUAUGUCUCAGCUUAAGGUUGAAGAGCUUAGGAAGCAAUUGGGAGAAAUGUUGGAGAGUGGAAUCAUUGUGCCUGCGAAGUCAUCAUAUGGAGCUCCUGUGUUGUUUCAGAAAAAGGUCGAUGGUUCACUUAGAAUGUGCUGUGACUAUCAAGCCUUGAACAAGAUCACUAUAAAGAAUAGCUAUCAUAUCCCACUAGUUACGGAUUACUUUGAUCGACUGAGUUGAGCGAAGU